UCAUGGGCGUACGGUCGAAGAUGCUGGCGAUCGCCGCUUGGCGACUCUUUCUGCUUUUACCAACAGUGGUGGGGCAAAGCCCUAAUGUCACGAACCCGUUGGUGCCCGAGAACUUCACAACCAAUGUAAAGGUGAAACUGACGUACAGGACAGCAGCCGACAAAGUGGGAUCCGUGUGUGGACAAUACAUCGAUGUCCAGGGGAGCAGCACGGUGAUAGAUUUACCUGCCCCUGAUAUCGAGCGGAAAGCCUCACAGGUGCGCACGGCCCCACAAGUUCAGUUCACAGGACUUGACACAACCAAGCUUUAUACCUACCUUGUGGUAGAUCAGAGCAUAAUUAUCCCAAUGUACGGUAGUAGAGAGAGGCCGUUUGUCCAGGAGUUAAGGGUGAACGUCCGUGGAGGAGAUAUCAACACUGGCGUUGUUGUUGCCCCACAUCACCCGGUGGUACCCGAGAAUAUCACAAGUGGCAUACACGUGCUCGUGUACAGCCAACCAGCGGAGUUCACCAACCCAGACAUCAGCGAUUACGUCAACACCGAGUGUGGAUUGGGUUUAAGAUGUGACUUCGACGUCCUGCAGUUCGCUAUGAACAACUCUCUAAACUUGGUGUUCGCUGGAGGAUUUCGGGUCCAAGAGGACGAAUUUUCAAUUGCUGCUAUCGCCGCGUUCAACGAGCAAGUGGCUUGUCACAAGCUGUGGCGCUUCAGAGCUGCCAAAAACCCUCUUAUUGGUGACGCCGACUUGAUGAUCGGAAUGAAGGCUGUUUUCAAGACCAAAGAAGUAGUGACAGAGCCGCUCUGUGCCCGCGUUUUCCAUUACAUGGAUGAUGAGGUGUACGUAAAGUGGAACAGCACUAAGGCCUUCCCAUCCAGAAAGGUCCGUGCUCUGCCUCAUGUCUACCUUCGGCCCAUGAUGGAACAGACCAAUACUGAGGGUGGUAACAUGGAAGGCGAUAAAAUGGGUGGAGACAAAAUGGACGGUGACAAAAUGGGCGGCGACAAAAUGGAAGGUGACAAAAUGGGCGGCGACAAAAUGGAUGGCGAUAAAAUGGGUGGCGACAAAAUGGGAGAAUCCGACAAGCCCAGUAACAAAUCAGCCGAGAAGAAAGAUCAUUGGUUCACCCUGUUGUUGGUUGACCAGACCAUCACCGACACAAACUCCAGAGAAGAGCCUUUCGCCAACUGGGUUGUGUCCAACAUCAAGAACACUGACCUCAGCUCCGGGGACUGCAGUGUGCCUUACUUCCCCGUGUUAGCGCCCCGCGGGGUGGCGCAGGCCACUUUCCUUCUCUACAAGCAAUCUAAGCACAUUGAGAUAGACCCCAGCGAGUAUGCCAAGGAUACGCCCUGUCAUUAUCAAUUCAGGUGUAACUGGGAUAUCCGUCGCCUGGUGAAAGACAAGGGCCUGAAGCUGGUGGGCGCUCUGCCCUUCCAGGUCAAGGCCGAUCCCGUCUCCAUCACCCACUGGGUCAAAGAGGAAAUGCUGAAGCCAGAAGAGGGGUGCCGAGAACUGGCUAAGUUCAACCAUGAGGGCCGCAUGCUCGGAGAAUGUCUGCCAAAAUUCGACGCCUGGAAAGCUUUGAAGAAGGAAUUGGACGAAUGUGUGAUGGAAUUCCAGAAGAAGAUGAUCAUGGAGAAAAUGAAGAACAUGUGUCCAGAGCUGGGAGAGCACUUCUCCAAGGAGAUGAAGAAAUGGGGAGACGAGAAAAAGGGCGGCGAAAUGGGCGGGGCUAUGCAGGAGUAUGGAAAAAUGAAAGACAUGGGAGGUAAAGACGACAUGAAGAGCAUGAUGGAUGACAUGAAGAAAGAAGACAUGGAAAUGCUGAUCAAGAAAUUCCUUAUGGAUGCCAUGGAUAAAAUGGACAAGAUGAAAGAAGCAAAGGAAGGCGAUGUGAUGAAGCCCGAUGAAGACAUGAAGGGCCCUCACUGUAUUCAAGUGGUGACGAAAUACAUGAUGAUGAUGAAAAAGAAGAUGAUGGAAGGCGACGACAAGAUGGACGAUGAAGGCGAUAUGAACAUGGAAGAAGGAUGCAAGUGUCUGAAAGCAGCAAAGAUGUUUAUGAAAGAGCACUGGGAAAAGUACCAGGCUAAGAAAGAAGCUGAGAAGGACUGGGAAAAAUGGAGAAGCUGGGGUGGCAAAGGAGAGAUGAAAGACAAGGAAGAUGAAAAAGCUGAAUGGGACAAAAUGAUGAAAGAAAUGUGGAGCAAAUGGGAGGAAAAGAAAGAUGAAAAAGACGACUGGGGAAAGGGUGAAGAUGACGACAAAGUGAAAAAAAUGAUGGAAGAGUUGAAAACGAAAAUGAUGAAAGAAUUUUGGGAUAAAAUGAAGGGAGGUGAAAAGGGUGGAGAUAAAGACUGGGAAUCCAAAUGGGACAGCUGGAAAAACUGGGGAAAAGAAGUAAAGAAGGGCGAAGAGGAAGACAAACUGAAGAAAAUGAUGGAGGAGAUGAAAGCGAAAAUGAUGAAAGAAUUUUGGGAUAAAAUGAAAGGAGGUGAAAAGGGUGGAGAUAAAGACUGGGAAUCCAAAUGGAACACCUGGAAAAACUGGGGCAAAGAUGAGAAAAAAGAUGGGGAAGGGGACAAAAUGAAGAUGAUGAUGGAGAUAAUGAUGAAAAUGAAGAUGAUGAAAGAAAUGAUGGAAAAGAUGAAGAAAGCGGCGAUAUGA
Liolophura sinensis is the source of this 2669-nucleotide messenger RNA. RefSeq lists its product as uncharacterized. The record is from RefSeq and is a predicted model, not a curated record. NCBI's taxonomy places the organism in Eukaryota, Metazoa, Mollusca, Polyplacophora, Chitonida, Chitonidae. The transcript has 13 exons. The coding region runs from base 3 to 2669 and encodes 888 amino acids.